AUGGGAACCAGAACACUGUGGUCCUUGGUGAUCAGUGAGCAGUUGGAGCAGGACGACGAGGCUGCGGCAGCUGCGGACCAGAGCGAUACUCGUGAUACUCAGGAUACUCACGAGGUUGUAGACCAUUCUGAAGAAAACCUGAUGAACUCAAAAAACUUGGGGGUGGUAUUUGGACCCUGUCUGAUGAGGCCCAGGCCUACAACCACUCCUGGUACCAUCUCCUCCUCUCUUGUUGCAUAUGCCAAUCAGGCCCUGUUAGUAGAGUUCCUCAUUACCAAUGCACAGAUGAUCUUCGAUGGGUCCCUAGAGCCACAAAAUGCUUCAUCUAGUACUGAUGUUGUUACACCUUGGGUGGAUAAAAGCCCUCCUUCCAAACCUGAUAUCCACACUGCAGAUAUUGAAAUUGAAAAUUUUGAAUUGGCUACAUCAUUUGAGGAAUCAGAAUGCAAGCAAAAUGCAUUGGAAAAAUGGGAUGCAUGCCUCAUUGUUUCAGAUCACAAAGAACUUGAAUCAUCAUCACAAAAGAUGGACAAUAUGUGUAAGACCACGAAACCACUUAGUCUGAAAUCUGAUGUGACAACAAAUGAUAUACAGAGGCCUAUGCCAAGCCCCAAGAUCAGAUGUUUCUUUUUGCCUGUAGAUAGGUUCCACCUUGCAAGCUCCCCUAAUGAGAAAAACAGCAGAAAUGUGGGAAUUGUCAAUUCAGACAAGUUUUGCCAGAAUCUUACCUUUGAAGGACUUAAUAGAAAAGAUACCCCUACUAGUUUUGGCUCCCAAAUUAACGGUUUUGAUCAGCAGAUUCCACAAAAAACUCAGGGACAACAAUGUGAAUCAAAGAACUUAACUGGCACGAGUGCAGUGAUUGUGCCAAGUGUACUCCAGGAAAGGGGGACAAUGAGCAUCAAGGUUAGUGGUGACCAUUCUAGCAGUUCCACACAGCCCAACAUGCCAGCCAGUUCAGCAAGAGAGGCACCAGUGAGACUGUCCUCUCAUUCUCACCGUCUUGCUCCUGCAAGAGCACCCAGAAUACUGCAGCCCCAUCUCGGGACAACAUUUUAUAAACCAUCUACCCCGACCAGCAAAGUCAGGAGGACUGAGGAGAGACCAGCUUCACCUUCAGCAGCAGUGCCUCCUAGCACAGUUCUUACUCUCCUGAGACAUGUGGAGAAAUCUGUUCCAGAGGCAGACAGCACAUCAGCUUAUGCUUUGAAGCCAGCUGCUGAGCCUAAAGAGAACUCUGAGGAGCUCGGCCUACCUGACAUGAAUCCAAUGUGCCAGGGACUCAGGCUAAAACAAAUGGAAGAGUUACAAGACCUUGAAUUUGAAAUGCCACAGUUUGUGUAGUUGUCAAAAUUCAGUUUUUCUUUUUCUUGUUUCAUUUUUAUGCAUUUUGUUUAUUUUAUGAAAGAAUAUUGUAACAGAACCCCUUUUGU
Messenger RNA from Marmota monax (woodchuck), 1433 nucleotides. Its product is annotated as rho GTPase-activating protein 29-like. NCBI's taxonomy places the organism in Eukaryota, Metazoa, Chordata, Mammalia, Rodentia, Sciuridae. Gene Ontology annotation, molecular function: GTPase activator activity. Gene Ontology annotation, cellular component: cytoplasm. The coding region runs from base 1 to 1344 and encodes 447 amino acids. Gene Ontology annotation, biological process: activation of GTPase activity; signal transduction. The transcript is spliced from 4 exons. The record is from RefSeq and is a predicted model, not a curated record.